AUGAAUCCAGCUACUAAGGAAUUGGAAACUGUUCCUCCUAGCCCAACUGAGUCUUUACCUUUUAAUACUGUUUGGUUUCAUCUUCAUGGAUAUGGCUAUGACCCUGUUAAUAACGACUAUAAGAUCAUUCGUCAUGUUUAUGUUAAAAAAUAUAAACCUUGUGACAAUGUUGAUUGGACUUAUCUGCCAACCGUACCAUGCCCUUUUUGGGAGAUUUAUAGUCUAAGAAGUAACUCUUGGAAGAAACUUGAUUUCAAUAUGCCUACAAGUAUAGGUCGAAAGGUGUACUUGAAUGGAGUGUGUCAUUGGUGGACGAAUACAAAUGUAGAUGAUACUACACAUUUACCCUUGGAUAUGCAAGAUAGCUAUUCUGAUCCUGACGAGUGGGUGAAUAGAUACUUUGACUUGGUGGUGUUAAAUGGGUUUGUUGCAUUGAUCUCAAAGCAUGUAAAGACAACUUCUUUUCACAUAUAUGUUUUGGGCGAACUUGGUGUUAGAGAAUCAUGGACUAAACUCUUUAUUAUCGGACCCUUGCCUAGCGUGGAGCGUCCUGUUGGAGCAGGAAAAAAAGUGACCGAGACAUUAGAGAGUAAAAGCCAUGAAAGGUUCAAGAAGAGCAGGUGGAUCAGGAAAUUCUCCGAUAAUUCAAAUAAAAUGAUACUUGUGGAGAUCAAUUCAGAAGCAACAUCAUAUUGA
Medicago truncatula (barrel medic) is the source of this 696-nucleotide messenger RNA. RefSeq names its product F-box protein CPR1. NCBI's taxonomy places the organism in Eukaryota, Viridiplantae, Streptophyta, Magnoliopsida, Fabales, Fabaceae. The coding region runs from base 1 to 696 and encodes 231 amino acids. The transcript has 2 exons. The record is from RefSeq and is a predicted model, not a curated record.